UCUAUAAAACCCCCUCAUGGUCCUGCUGUACUUUCAGACAAAAAAACAAAUAACACAAAGAUGAGUCUCACAGCUAAGGACAAGGACACAGUCAGGACAUUCUGGGCCAAAGUGUCUGCCAAUGCUGAGGCUGUGGGUGCAGAUGCUCUUUCCAGGAUGCUGGUGGUGUACCCACAGACCAAGACCUACUUCGCCCACUGGAAGGACCUGAGCCCUGGCUCUGCCCCAGUGAAGAAGCACGGAGCAACAGUGAUGGGUGGAGUUGCUGAUGCUGUGGCUAAUAUCGACAAUCUGACAGCAGGUCUCCUGGACCUCAGCGAGCUGCAUGCCUUCACUCUGAGGGUGGACCCUGCCAAUUUCAAGAUCCUUUCCCAUAAUAUCCUUGUGGUCUUGGCCCUCAUGUUCCCGAGCGACUUCACCCCUGAGGUCCAUGUGUCGAUGGACAAGUUCCUGUCUGCUGUGGCUCUGGCUCUGUCUGAGAAGUACAGAUAAACUGGGGGGACAGGGAAGGACAGAUGAUAUGCUCCAUUUAUUUUGUCAGCCUUUCAGUUAAUAAAGU
Cyprinodon variegatus (sheepshead minnow) is the source of this 559-nucleotide messenger RNA. Its product is annotated as hemoglobin embryonic subunit alpha-like. Lineage: Eukaryota; Metazoa; Chordata; Actinopteri; Cyprinodontiformes; Cyprinodontidae. Gene Ontology annotation, biological process: hydrogen peroxide catabolic process; oxygen transport. The record is from RefSeq and is a predicted model, not a curated record. The coding region runs from base 61 to 492 and encodes 143 amino acids. Gene Ontology annotation, molecular function: haptoglobin binding; heme binding; organic acid binding. Gene Ontology annotation, cellular component: hemoglobin complex; haptoglobin-hemoglobin complex; blood microparticle. The transcript is spliced from 3 exons.